Molecule: messenger RNA, 777 nt
Organism: Gongylonema pulchrum
Lineage: Eukaryota; Metazoa; Nematoda; Chromadorea; Rhabditida; Gongylonematidae
Source: the annotation of a GenBank genome assembly
AUGCCAGCGACUCCGACAAACGAAAAAGUACCGAUGUCGCAACAGGAGCACUGCGCGUCGUGCAAGAACACUUGUGUCUCUGACGAUUCCACUGAUACGGGUUUGUCUGCAAAUGAGCAGGCUAUCGCUCAGUUGCCUCUCAUUAAUCCGGAAAAACGUGUCGAACUGCCCUACACACGGCUGUUCACACCUGCAUCUGCUCGUAUUCCUCUCGCCAAGUCAUUAGCCCAUCGAAAACUGCGUAAAUAUGCUAGUGAAACAUGCUUCUCAUUGAAUGCGAGUAGUAUUUCCGACUUAUUAUCGAAUGAUCAAGAAGAACCGGAAAUGAGUACAACCGCUAAACAUAAAGUAUUUUCGGUGCGACCUGUGAAAAGCACUGCAUCCGGUAUGGUGCUUCAGGACGGCACGCUGCCAGGUAAUCAGCGAACACGACCACGAGAGGACUCUGAGGGGGAAACAAGUUAUUCUGGUAGCGAAGCGACACUAGCCAGCGGCUCGAUCACACCUAUCCUGCAACAUAAGUCAAGGCGAUUCCGGCUAAAUCGGCCAAAAAGUGCGACGCAAAUUCCUGGAACACCGGCUUCCUCAGAUGUGUACAAUACAGUAACGUCAGCAACAGUACGAUCCAUCGACUCACUACAGCGAAUUGGACUCGGAAUGGCUGGCAGCAUUGAUGGGCGACGAGACAGCGCCGCCUACAAUUUGGACGACGAUAGCUUACAUGAGUUUGACGACCAAAAGGGUAAGGGCUUUCAGGAAUUAUGUAAACACUGCUAG